This is a messenger RNA of Pneumocystis jirovecii RU7, 2408 nucleotides long. RefSeq lists its product as uncharacterized. Gene Ontology annotation, molecular function: ATP hydrolysis activity; zinc ion binding; ATP-dependent peptidase activity. The record is from RefSeq and is a predicted model, not a curated record. Lineage: Eukaryota; Fungi; Ascomycota; Pneumocystomycetes; Pneumocystales; Pneumocystaceae. Gene Ontology annotation, biological process: protein-containing complex assembly; mitochondrial protein processing. Gene Ontology annotation, cellular component: m-AAA complex; membrane. The transcript is spliced from 5 exons. The coding region runs from base 1 to 2304 and encodes 767 amino acids.
AUGAUACUAAGUUUUCAACAAAAAAGUCAACUUUUUAAAAUCUCACAUGUAUUACCAAAGACGAGAAUAGCCUUUCGAAAAUUUUAUGAUCCAAUACAAGAAAAAUGGCCACGAAUAAUAUACCGAGCAUAUGCUCAUGAAAUUAAUGAUACCCCAGAAAAAAACGAAAAAAAAAAAGACCUUAAUACAGAAAAUAUCGAAAAAAGUAGCAAAAAAAAUACUAUUUCUGAAGAGGAUGUAAUUCCUCGUGGAUUUGAAAACUUUUUUGGAAAACCUAAAAGGUCUAUAACAAAAAAAUCAUACUCAAAAGAAACAAACGAUUAUGGAAAAAGAUCAACAAAAGGAAGUCAGAAUUUUAACGAAAUAAGAAUUAAUGCAAAUUCUGUUUUAUCAGUAUGCAUUAUUACCUAUAUUAUUUAUCGGCUUGCUGUUCUAAAAAGUAGCAAAGAAAUCACAUGGCAAGAAUUUCGUACAGCUUUUCUAGACAAAGGAAUGGUUGACAAAUUGACAGUUAUUAACAGAAAUAAAGUACGUGUUCAUUUGCAUUCAAACCAAACAGGUCAAAUGUAUCCCGGAGCUCGUAUAAAUACCAAUCAAAGUCAAUAUUAUUUUAGUAUCGGAUCAGUAGAAGCCUUUGAAAAGAAACUUGAUGCAGCACAAGACGAGCUGAAUGUUUCACAUGAUGAGAGGAUUCCUGUUGCAUUUCAUGAUGAAAUUUCAGUUAUUAGUACUAUUCUUUCGUUCGCACCUACCUUAUUAUUAAUUGGGAGUAUAUUUUGGCUUUCAAAAAGAGCAAGCGGUGCAGGAGGAAGUCACAGUGGAAUUUUUGGUAUAGGAAAAAGUCGUGCAAAAAUGUUUAAUCAUGAAACUGAUAUCAAAAUUAAAUUUAAAGAUGUCGCAGGAACAGAUGAAGCUAAAGAAGAAGUGAUGGAAUUUGUUAAAUUUUUAAAAAAUCCAUCACAUUAUGAAAAAUUAGGCGCUAAAAUUCCAAGAGGAGCAAUUCUAUCAGGUCCUCCAGGAACAGGCAAAACACUUCUUGCAAAAGCUACAGCAGGCGAAGCAAAUGUUCCAUUUCUUAGUGUAAGCGGCUCGGAAUUUGUUGAAAUGUUUGUUGGAGUAGGUCCUUCCAGAGUAAGAGAUCUUUUUUCGACUGCUCGAAAAAAUGCACCAUGCAUUAUUUUUAUGGAUGAAAUUGAUGCUAUUGGUAAAGCAAGAGGCAGAGGAAAUCAAUUUGGAUCGAACGAUGAAAGAGAAAGUACAUUGAAUCAACUUUUGAUAGAAAUGGAUGGAUUUAGUACAUCAGAACAUGUUGUUGUUCUUGCUGGAACAAAUAGACCUGACGUACUCGAUAAUGCACUUCUUAGACCAGGAAGGUUUGAUAGGCACAUUACAAUUGAUCGGCCAGAUAUAUCUGGUCGAGAAGCUAUUUUUAUGGUUCACUUAAAAAAAAUUAAAACAGACGAAAAGUUAGAAAAUAUAGCAAAGCGAUUAUCUACUUUAACACCAGGAUUUACAGGAGCAGAUAUUGCAAGUACAGUAAAUGAAGGAGCAUUAAUAGCUGCACGUCACCGAGCAGAUAAAGUCGAAAUGAUUCAUUUCGAACAAGCAAUUGAGCGUGUUGUAGCAGGCCUUGAGAAAAAAAGCAGAGUACUAAGUCCUCAAGAAAGAAAUACUGUUGCUCACCAUGAGGCCGGUCAUGCUGUAGCGGGCUAUUUUCUUGAACACGUUGAUCAAUUGCUUAAAGUUUCUAUUAUUCCUCGUUCCAAUGGUGCAUUAGGUUAUGCAAGCUAUUUACAAAAAGAAAAAUACUUAUUAUCUAGAGGACAUAUUUUGGACAAUAUGGUAAUGACAUUAGCAGGGCGAGUUUCAGAAGAAAUAUUUUUUCCUAAUGUAGAGAUUACAUCAGGUGCAAGUGAUGAUUUUUCUAAAGUAACAAAAAUGGCUACGCAAUAUGUUACAACAUGGGGACUAUCAGAUCUUGGAACUGUCUCAUACCAAAUAAAUAAUGACCAAUUUCAAAAACCAUUUUCAGAAGAAACUGCACGAAUGAUUGAUUCAGAAGUAAGAAAAUUAAUUAAAAAAGCACAUUCUAGAUGCCAUGAACUUCUUGCAAAACAUAAAGAAGACGUUUCAAAAAUUGCAAAACUUUUAUUAGAAAAAGAAGUUAUUGGUUUUCAAGAUGUACAAGAGCUUUUAGGUCCUCGGUCAUAUUCUUCUAAAGAUGUUGCUUUACAGACAGAACCGAAUUAUCAACCUUCUCAUGAUAUAGAUAAUCCAUCGUCUCACGUUCCAAAUGUUGCAUAAUCAUAACUAUUUAAAUUAUAUAUAUGCUCAUUUAUACUGUUAUAUUAUUAAUAUCAAUGGUUUUUAGGAAGAAAUACGAUAAAAUUUGAAAAAAUAUAUUCUUA